GGGCCCUGUCCCCGAGGUGUCUUUGACCUGGCUGGCAGUAGCAAAGAACCGAGCAGCUUCUGAGCUCUUGUCUUCUCCUGAUUGGAGUCCUUGGUGCUCAGCUUUGCCCACCAGGGGCUUCCCACCUGAGCUUCUCACCCCCUGGGGAGAUGAUUUCACGAGGGUGGUUUCACAGAGACCUCAGUGGGCUGGAUGCUGAGACACUGCUCAAAGGCCGCGGCGUCCAUGGCAGCUUCCUGGCCCGGCCCAGUCGCAAGAACCAGGGCGACUUCUCCCUCUCAGUCAGGGUAGGGGAUCAGGUGACUCACAUUCGGAUCCAGAACUCGGGUGACUUCUAUGACCUGUAUGGCGGGGAGAAGUUCGCCACACUUACUGAGCUGGUGGAGUUCUACACACAGCAGCAGGGGGUCCUGCAGGACCGAGAUGGCACCAUCAUCCACCUCAAGUACCCGCUCAACUGCUCCGACCCCACCAGUGAGAGAUGGUACCAUGGUCACAUGUCCGGGGCACAAGCCGAGACACUGCUGCAGACCAAGGGGGAGCCCUGGACGUUCCUGGUACGUGAGAGCCUCAGCCAGCCUGGUGACUUUGUGCUGUCUGUGCUCAGCGACCAGCCGAAGGCUGGGCCCGGCUCCCCACUCAGGGUCACUCACAUCAAGGUCAUGUGUGAGGGCGGCCGGUACACAGUGGGCGGCACAGAAACCUUUGACAGCCUCACGGACUUGGUGGAGCAUUUCAAGAGGACGGGCAUUGAGGAGGCCUCGGGUGCCUUUGUCUACCUUCGGCAGCCCUACUAUGCCACCCGGGUGAAUGCAGCUGACAUUGAGAACCGGGUGCUGGAGCUGAAUAAGAAGCAGGAGUCGGAGGAGACAGCCAAGGCUGGCUUCUGGGAAGAGUUUGAGAGUCUGCAGAAACAGGAGGUGAAGAACCUGUACAAGCGGCUGGAAGGGCAGCGGCCAGAGAACAAGAGCAAGAACCGAUACAAGAACAUCCUGCCAUUCGACCACAGCCGAGUCAUCCUGCAGGGCCGGGACAGCAACAUCCCUGGAUCCGACUACAUCAAUGCCAACUAUGUCAAGAACCAGCUGCUGGGCUCCGAUGAGAACUCCAAGACCUACAUCGCCAGCCAGGGCUGUCUGGACGCCACUGUCAAUGACUUCUGGCAGAUGGCCUGGCAGGAGAACACCCGCGUAAUUGUCAUGACUACACGGGAGGUGGAGAAAGGCCGGAACAAGUGUGUCCCCUACUGGCCAGAGGUGGGCACCCAGCGUGCUUAUGGACCCUAUACUGUGACCAACUGCAGGGAGCAUGACACGGCUGAAUACAAGCUCCGUACCCUGCAGGUCUCUCCACUGGACAAUGGGGACCUGGUUCGGGAGAUCUGGCACUACCAGUACCUGAGCUGGCCUGACCACGGGGUCCCUAGCGAGCCUGGGGGUGUCCUCAGCUUCCUGGACCAGAUCAACCAGCGGCAGGAGAGUAUGCCGCAUGCGGGACCCAUCAUCGUGCACUGCAGCGCGGGCAUCGGCCGUACAGGCACCAUCAUCGUCAUCGACAUGCUGAUGGAGAGCAUCUCCACCAAGGGUCUGGACUGCGACAUUGACAUCCAGAAGACCAUCCAGAUGGUGCGCGCACAGCGCUCGGGCAUGGUGCAGACCGAGGCUCAGUACAAGUUCAUCUACGUGGCCAUCGCGCAGUUCAUCGAGACCACCAAGAAGAAGCUGGAGGUCAUGCAGUCCCAGAAGGUGCGGGAGUCUGAGUACGGGAACAUCACCUAUCCCCCCGCCAUGAAGAAUGCCCAUGCCAAGGCCUCUCGGACUUCGUCCAGGCACAAGGAGGAUGUGUACGAGAACCUGCAGAGUAAGAAUAAGAAGGAAGAGAAGGUGAAGAAGCAGUGGUCGGCGGACAAAGAGAAGAGCAAGGGGUCCCUCAAGAGGAAGUGACAGCUGGCCCUGUUUUGGCAGCUCCCUGCUGGUUGAUCCUCUACCCACCGGAGUUGAGGAGCCGCCCCCCAGUCUACUGUAAUUUAAACAUGCCCCCACCUCCUUCUCUCAGACCCUGUACAUAGCCCCGCGCAAGGGCAGGCCCUUCCACUCCUGUAAAUAAAGCCCUGGGGUCUC
Molecule: messenger RNA, 2120 nt
Organism: Erinaceus europaeus (western European hedgehog)
Lineage: Eukaryota; Metazoa; Chordata; Mammalia; Eulipotyphla; Erinaceidae
Gene: PTPN6
Product: protein tyrosine phosphatase non-receptor type 6
Exons: 16
Coding region: 150-1943 (597 amino acids)
Biological process (GO): protein dephosphorylation
Molecular function (GO): protein tyrosine phosphatase activity
Source: RefSeq, a predicted model, not a curated record